CUGCAAGUUAGAUGGAUUGAGUCAUGUAGAGUUAAACUAACCCCUCCCACAGCCAUGGACCACUAAAGCGCCCAUUUUCAUGAGCACCUCUCACUAAGGCAGCUCAGAGCCGGCAGAGCCUGAUAGAGGAAGAGGGAGAGAGGGGGAGGAGGGAGCGAGCACCGGCACUGAUGGACGAGCCAAAGGUCACAGGUACCAAACCAAAGAUGUCCUGGACAAGAAAGAUUCUACUCCUCCUGGGAUUCCUCUCUACUUUGGCUGUAAUUGCUUUAAUUGCUGUAGCAGUGACCCAAAACAAGCCACUUCCGAAGAAUAUUAAGUAUGGGAUUGUGCUGGAUGCAGGGUCGUCCCACACUAACCUGUAUGUGUACGAGUGGCCAGCAGAGAAGGAGAACGACACUGGGGUGGUGCAGCAGGUGGAGGUGUGUAAAGUCGAAGGCCCUGGGAUCUCAGGUUACUCCCAUGCCACAGAGAAGGCAGGUCCGUCUCUGGCACAGUGCCUACGACAAGCAGAAGAUGUGAUUCCUUCAAAGCAGCACCAAGAGACACCCGUCUACCUCGGAGCAACUGCUGGCAUGAGGCUUCUCAGCUUGGAGAAUAAAAAUGCAGCUGACAAAGUCUUAUCCUCAGUAGAGAAGACACUACGCUCAGCUCCCUUCAACUUCCAGGGUGCCAGAAUUAUCAGUGGUCAGGAAGAAGGAGCCUAUGGAUGGAUCACCAUUAACUACCUGCUGGGCAAUUUCAAGCAGUCCGGCUGGAAAAAACUUCUACAUUCCCUGAAAUCCAUAAGCGAGACAUCAGGAGCGCUGGACCUUGGAGGAGCCUCAACACAGAUUACCUUUGUACCAAAUGAACUCUCUUCUGAGUCCCCAGAGAACCUGCUCUACUUCCGUCUCUAUGGGAAGGAUUACUUAGUGUACACCCACAGCUUUCUCUGCUACGGGAAGGACCAGGCUCUGCAACAGAAACUGGCUGGGGACCUACAGACCAUGGAGAACAGCAGCCUCCUUGAUCCAUGCUUUCACCAGGGGUAUCAGAGGACUAUAAAUAUAAGUGACCUCUUCAAAACCCCUUGUACAUCAGCCAAGAAAAAGCAAUUCCCUUUCAGCCAGUUGUACAUACAGGGAGAGGGAGAUUAUCAGAAGUGCCGAAGAAACAUCCAGAAACUCUUUAACAAAACCAAUUGUCCUUACUCCAGUUGCUCCUUCAAUGGUAUAUACCUACCUCCAUUACAAGGGGACUUUGGGGCUUUUUCUGCUUUCUACUUCGUGAUGAACUUUUUGAACCUGACCAGUGAACAAAGCCCCGCUGCCCUGGACAGAGUAGCCACCACCAUUGAGAGCUUCUGCGCCCGGCCUUGGCAUGAGGUGAAGACAGCAUAUCACCAAGUAAAAGAAAAGUACCUGAGCGAAUACUGCUUCUCUGGAGCCUACAUCCUCUCCCUCCUGGAAAAUGGCUAUGACUUCACCGAAAACAACUGGCAAAGGAUCCACUUUCUUGGGAAGAUCGGCAGCAGCGAUGCAGGCUGGACCCUAGGUUACAUGCUGAACCUGACCAACAUGAUCCCUGCAGAGGAGCCUGCUGUGCCCCCUCUUUCCUAUGGCAGCUAUGUGGGGCUGAUGGUGCUGUGCUCCCUCGUGCUGGUGUCUGUGCUCCUGUUUGCCUGGCUUCUCUUCCACAAGCCCAAGUGCCUGCAGAAGGGGAUUGUUUAGGAAGAGCAUUGGGAAAGAGGGGCCAUGUCACCACGGCCAGGGCUAGGAGACCCCGGCAGAGCAGGCUGUACUUCAGAGCCCCUCUCACUGAAGCUACUGACUGUGUACAACAAGGGCAUUUAUUUCUUCUGACUCACACUUGCACUGACAGAGGUUGGGACAUCAGGCUCACCACCUCUAUCUGCCAAGGACAGACAAGCGGGAGUCCCCCCCUUGAAUGGGUCGUACUUUCAUUCAGUGAAAUGUUGCUGCUGGUUGGUUUUUGCCUUGUGCACAGCAUUAUAAAGAGAAAAACCGCAGCAAUCUUUGGGAGCCAGUGCUCUUGCAAGGGUAAUCUCAGGGUCACAUAUCCCACUGAGCUCUUGGCAGCGAUCACACCAGGGUGGUCCUGCUCCUCCUCCACUGAAGCUAUUCCCAAGAGCCCUUCCCUCACCAGCACACCUCUGCUCACUUCCCUGUGCCCUGAGCCCUCGCAGCCCUACAACUGGGUAAGGCCACCUGCACCCAGCUGACCCUAAAGGCUGGCCAGGCUCCCAAAUGCCACCCUGGGAAAAGAAGGGAUGAGGAUGAAGAAAUCAAGUGUGCUGGUGGUCAUCAGCCCUUAGCUGGGCUCUGGUGGCUAUCUGCUCCUUUUGCAGGUGGCAAGAAGCCUCUUUCCCAUGUCUUCCUGAUGUUGUUGCUGGACCAAAGCUGGCUCACUAUUCACUGAGCCGUUCCCAUGUUCCUAGAAUACAUCUUGACAGAAGUUCCCAGCCAGGCAUUGCUGGUUUUUAUAGGAACAACUCAUACUGGCCAAGGAUCCUUGACCAGUAGUGAGUGCUUAGGCCUCCAGGGUCUCUGGUGUGAUCAGUGUGCCUACAAGUAUAUACCCACUAAAGCUAUCCAGUGUCACUGUGCUGAUCAUACAGCAGCCUCUGAUCUAGGGAAAAUGUUUAUUAGGUGAUGUUCCUUUAUAAAUAGGCAGCUGGCAGCAGUUAACUAGCAUGAGCAUGCACAGAUUGACCCACUCUUGCCACCAGCAAAAUCAGUGAAAAUUCACCUUUCCUUCCCUCAUGGCUUAGGUUUAUCCCAUGACCGUAAGACCCAGGGCUUGAGAAUGCAAGUACUGCAGCUCAUCUUCUAGCACACAGCUAAGGUGAUGCCACUGAUCAGGUUUAUGAAUCGUUUUCUUCCACUUUCCAUUCCUUGGUGCCCCCUCCCCAAAAAAGAGGUAAGUCAGAAAUCCAUUUUCAUAAACACACUUGGAAACCACUGGUGCCUGUCUUCCUCCUAUAAAAUUUUGGAAAUCUCUUCUCCUAAUGACCUGCAAGUGCUGGAGGCCAAAAGAAAGCUGAUAUUGUGAAAGACAUGGCAAACACACACCUUCACCUGUUUCCCUGAGCAAAGGUGUAGAAGGCGCGGAGGGAUCAGGAUGUGCAACCUCAAUAAAGCUGCCUCCUUUAGGCAAGCACAAACACAGAACUUGGGGUUUUCAUGCCCUCCCAGCCUGUGCCUCUGCGCAGUGCAGGCUGGAAAGUGUACCCCAGUUAUUUCUUCUUCAUGCCUGGAAGUAGGAGCCAUAACACGUUGAAGGACCUGAAGGUAAGGGAAAAAUCUACCCUGUGAUGUGGUAAGAUCUAUGGGCAGUUCAUUAUUUUUCCAAAAAUCUGUGUCUUAUUUUUCCUCUGAAUUAGCUUUCUUCAGCUUCUGAUGGAUCUUGUCCUGCCCAUUUUGGAAAGACUGAGUAACUCUCUGCUAUCAAAAUCUCUUUUUCCUUGUUGGUGCUUGCAAGUCGUCAUUCUAUCAUAUUAACCGGAUUGACCUUCAAUCUGUAAAGUGCUCUGUGCUGACCCCACUUGUAGCUCUUGACACCACUUCUUUGAAAAUGUGUGCAUCUUUCUGAAACAUGGACACCAAAGUUUUCAGCAGUGAGUGGUAGUAGAGUCGCUCAUAGUGUAUAUAAAAGUAAUACCCUCUGGUUUUGAUCUAUACUCUAUGUUCCCCAUUUGUAUAUCUCAGGGCCAGAUCUGCUCACUAAAGAGAAAGUUUUGGGCCUGGUUUUUUCCAGUCGGACUAUUGCAACUUGGCCUUUUUUUCCAGCAUUCCAGAACAGCUACUGUCUCACGCUGUAUAUCACUGUCUCAACAUUAGCCACUUUGCCUUCCACAUGACUCCAUUGAAACAUGUACUAAUCAAAGAAUAUUCCCCCAAGCAAGUGAUCCAGAUCGAACUGCAAUGACACCUCCCCAUACUGUUUGUCCAUUGACCAGUUAUUGCUCUAUCUGCAAACACACUGAGAUGUUUUAAUUCAUCUAGAGAUUGAGUUUUUCUUCUGUUGUUUUCAGCAAAGAUAGGUAGAGGAGAUGUUAACAGUAGCUUUUGGUCACAGCUGAAAGGCAUGCAGGAGAAACAUGUGGUCAGAGUUGCUCCAACUCCCCCAUCAGUCCCACUUGCAGCGCAUCCUAUCCUGUGCCACUUUCCUUGCGUGUGGAGUCUUCGUAGCAGAGCAGGUGACCUGGAGAAGCUCCCCGCAUGAGCUGGUGCAUCCUUCCUCACCAUGAACAGUGUGGAAACCUGAAGAAUGGCAGCUCCUCUCCUGAGACCUCCUCGGGGAUCUGCCAGCUGCUUAAUUGUGUCCAUGAUGCUGGACUUAGCAGAUACACUGGGACAUGUCAGAAACUGAUGCAGAAACAUUAUGUGGAAGUUGGUGUGGAGAGAACUCCUGUGCCAGCCUGCUCUCCUGGUCCCUGCUGAGGGUUGAUGCCAAAGGAAAAGGUCAAUACAGAACCUGGAAGGAGAGUUUUAGCAAUGUUCCCUAUCUUUAUGGCAAGUUCCACAGUAUUAAUAUUGCUAGCUCUCGAGUCUGAAGUCAGGUGAUCAGUUUGUAUCUUUGCUUACUCUCUCCUGCCUUUCUUCUCUUACCUUCUGGUUUGGGUUUGGUUUUUUUAAAGCUGUAAAUGUGACUUGAGUGCAACCUAAAGGCCCCAAACUAAGAUAAAUCAAAAAUAUGUUACAUUAUUUUUAAUCCUUAUGAGGUUUUGUACCACAUUUAUGAGACAAUCUCUCCAAAACUAGAAUUUCUAAGGUGGCACCAGACAUGCUAUUUAAAAAUCACUUGAGCAGGCUGAGGCUCCAGGAAUUGGUUGACUGAAGGCAUCCUAUUAGGGAUGAUAUACCCUGAAUACCCAAGUAUCGAUAUAUCCUUGCACAUCAAUGGCUGUACUUGAACCUUCAGAGAAAAGCACAUGAUUUUUUUCUCCCCACUUCUCCUGCUAUUGCGGGACUUUGUCCAUGGAGGCUAUUCAAAAUUCUUGGUCAAAGAGUUCAAGUUUAAUGAACAUUAAUUUCUUUGCUUCUGUGCUGCACCUGACCCGGCUGUAUUCAGUUCAAAUGCGUAUCGUUGAGCUAACCAAUGCAUACGUGAAGAUCAUUAGUGAUAGUGGGGGAAAUUUCCAAAUAUGCCAGUAAUAAUAUGGUAUCACUUGUUAAUGCAGUUGAUCUGCCUCACUGAUAAUUAUCUGUGCCUUAUUUCUAAUUUGGUAGCUUCUGGCUUUAGUUUCCAGCCACUGGCUCCUGUACAGUUUUGCUCUUCUGGGUUAAAGCAUCUUUUAACACCACACAUUCUUAUCUUGCAAGUAUUUAUUCACUAUCAGCUUUGCUGGGCUGCUGAUAUUCCAGAUGUUGGUGUCUCCUGUUUUGCCACAGGAAGCCCUGAGAUGUGCUGCAGCAGAGUGGGAUGAGUGUCAGUGGUUUGGGUUCAAACACUGAGUGUUUGGGAAGGUUCUAUUUUUGGAAAGGUUCUUUGCAGGAGGAUUCGAUAGAUUUUUGCGGGGUGCAGGAGCAGUCUGGUCUCUCUGGGACUGAUGACUUCCACAAGCUCCCUCAUGGUCACCCAAGUGUCAGGUGUGAGCAAAACUAUCAGUACUUCUCCGAAGAGGAUGGGUGCCUACAGCAUGAUCAGCUCUUGCAGAAAACAACCAGUCCCCACUGCAGGCUCUGAGUACCCUUCACUCUCCUCGGCACAGUGAGCUCUCCUCUGCACAGGCUGCAGUUGAUUUCUCUGGCCCUGCAGCAAAGCAUAGUGGAGCCUCCGCUUGCAAGAAAGCUCUCAGAAACAAGGUCAUCACCUCUGUGGUCAGAGAUUAAUUUGCAAUGUUGGUGCUGGCCAGGGCUCCCCAGCUUCUCCAAGAACAGCUCUCAGCUGGAUGCAUGCUCCCUCCUUCUCCAUCCCAGUUCUUCCCAUGCUCUGUGCCAGGGGGGGACAUGCAGGCUCUGUGGGGCUGCUGGCUGCGUCAUGGGACUCAACAGCCUGUGCAGGAGGGGCUGGUGGGGACACAUCGAGGACAACGGUCCCUGCCUCCCAGGCCAUGCGCUUGCUUUCUGCAGUUCAGCACUGAUGAAAUGGAUCUUUGUUUCAAUGCACGCACAAGUCUCUGUAACCUUAUCAUAAUAAAGACUUCUGAACUGAUGCCA
Messenger RNA from Strigops habroptila (Kakapo), 6164 nucleotides. RefSeq names its product ectonucleoside triphosphate diphosphohydrolase 1 (gene ENTPD1). Lineage: Eukaryota; Metazoa; Chordata; Aves; Psittaciformes; Psittacidae. Gene Ontology annotation, cellular component: plasma membrane. Bases 171 to 1712 code for a protein of 513 amino acids. Gene Ontology annotation, molecular function: UDP phosphatase activity; GDP phosphatase activity. Gene Ontology annotation, biological process: nucleoside diphosphate catabolic process. The record is from RefSeq and is a predicted model, not a curated record. The transcript has 10 exons.